This is a messenger RNA of Sclerotinia borealis F-4128, 1593 nucleotides long. The record is from the annotation of a GenBank genome assembly. Lineage: Eukaryota; Fungi; Ascomycota; Leotiomycetes; Helotiales; Sclerotiniaceae.
AUGUCUUCAGGACCUGCUCAUAGAGUGCAAUCAGCAGUGGUAGAGUAUGGAUAUCCGCAAGGGCAUCUUGGUCAUCUUACAACAGAGGAAGAAGCCGCUUUGAACAACUUCAAGGCCCUAUGCACCGAGAAGGGUUUGUACAAAUCUGGAAAUGGAAGUGAUGAGCUAGCAUCACACGAAGAUGCAACACUUCUACGAUUUCUCCGAGCGCGCCGGUUCGUUGUACUUGAUGCAUUUCACCAAUUUUCCACGACAGAGGAAUGGCGAAAAGAAAAUGAUUUAGAUCAAUUAUACGAGACUAUCGAUUUAGAACAUUACGAAGAAACUCGCAGACUUUAUCCGCAAUGGACAGGACGACGCGAUCGACGUGGUAUCCCUGUGUAUGUUUUCGAAGUAUCAUAUUUGACCGGCAAACGAAUGUCAGCAUAUGAGAAGUCCGCUCAUGAUACACAUACCAAAACCAAGGGACAUGGCAAGACCCCGGGGAAGUUAUUGCGGUUGUUUGCUUUAUACGAAAACCUCACUCGAUUUGUUAUGCCAUUAUGUACAGUUCUUACGGAUAGAGAAAACCCGCGCACCCCGAUCACACAAAGCAAUAAUAUUGUUGAUAUUUCUGGAGUUGGGUUAAAACAAUUCUGGAAUCUGAGGACGCAUAUGCAAGAUGCAAGUACUCUGGCUACAGCUCAUUACCCUGAGACUCUUGACCGCAUUUUUAUCAUUGGUGCUCCAGGUUUCUUUCCAACAGUUUGGGGAUGGAUUAAAAAAUGGUUUGAUCCAAUAACAACGUCCAAAAUCUUCAUCAUUAGCCAUAACGAUGUGAAGUCAACUUUAGAAGCUUUUAUCGAGCCGAGAAAUAUACCCAAGAAGUAUGGCGGCGAACUAGAAUUUGAGUUUGGGGAUGUGCCUACCCUAGAUCCAGCUUUAGAAGCGGUUACCACCUGGAAGGAAGCCGGCUCUCCGAAAUUUCCAGACGGACCCAUGUACUGGGUACAUACAAAAGAGUCUAUCCAAGCUAUCGCGGUCGGAAGUCAAGAAAAGAAGGAGAGGAGAGAAGAAAUAUGUACAGUCAAGAAGACCAUCACAGACAAUGAGACCAAUGGAACAAUCGCCAAAGACGCCACCGCCGAAACCACAUUACCCAUUCGAUCAGAAUUACUUGAAGUACCCACCGCAGCACCCUCAAUCGUCACUACAACUACGACCACCGAAACCAAUUCUCCCUUAAUUCAAGAAAAUACCAAAGAAGAAAUUGCUAGUCCAAAUGACGAACUCAUCCCAAACACCCGCCCAGAAUUAGAAACUUUCCACACAGCCCAAGAUGGGGGAGCAGUAAAAUUAUCAAAUGGAACAACAAAGCCCUAUCCAAUUACCACUGCCGAUACUCUAGGUCCAAACAUCAACCAUGACGGACCAGCCGAAUUAUCAAAAGCUCCUACCGAACAAGAAAUUAUACAUGAUGAUGAAAAGGUUGCGGAAUUACCUCAUUCACCAGUUGCGAACUCGGAUACUGCUUCGAUACCGGGUUCUCAUGAGAAGAAGGAUAAGAGGAAGAGUUUGUUGGGAAAUUUGAAGGGGAAACUUACGGGUCAUUGA